AAACUCUUUUUAAGCAUUCGGGGUCAUAACCGGUGAUAAAACCCGUGAGAGUGAGAUUUGGGGAUCCAUUACAUUACAUAGCUUAACAUUUUAAUCAAUAUUUUUUCUCUCUCUCGAUCACUCUCUGUGCUGCUCCCCUGUCCUCGUGAAAGAGAACUAGUUAAGUUUGGUCUGACCCAUCGUUUGUAUGUAUCUGUGUCUAUUUAUUCUCAGCUGUCUGAACUCUGAAACAUAAUCACAAGUACUUUGACACAUCUCUCUCUCCAUCUCCCUCUCCCCAGUCUCUCUCUCUCUCAUUUCUCGCCAAGACUUUUCUCUCAAGUUUUCAGUUUCCAGAGAUGUUUCGCCGUUGGAGUGGUUCUCAGCCAUCACAGGAGAAUAAAGAGCCGCUGCCUGAGGUUAAGAUCAAUGAGCUGAGAGUUGCUCUUGGCCCACUAUCAGGGCGCAGUUUACGAUACUGCACAGAUGCUUGCUUGAGGAGAUUCUUGGAAGCUCGUAACUGGAAUGUAGAAAAAGCAAAGAAGAUGCUGGAAGAGACUCUAAUUUGGAGAUCAACCUACAAGCCUGAAGAAAUCCGCUGGCAUGAAGUUGCUGGUGAAGGCGAAACAGGAAAAUUGUUUAGAGCAGAUUUCCAUGACCGUUAUGGGAGAACUGUUCUUAUACUAAAACCAGGAUUGCAGAAUACAACAUCUAUAGACAACCAGAUGAGACAUCUCGUGUAUCUGAUAGAGAAUGCUAUACUUAAUCUUCCAGAAGGUCAAGAACAAAUGGCAUGGUUAAUAGACUUCACUGGAUGGUCUUUCAGUACUAGUGUGCCGGUUAAAUCUGCUAAAGAUACUAUAAGCAUACUCCAAAACUACUACCCUGAGAUACUUGCUGUAGCAUUUUUGUACAAUCCCCCGAGAAUUUUUGAAGCAUUCUGGAAGGUUGUCAAGUACUUCUUGGAUACCAAAACAUUUCACAAGGUAAAAUUUGUGUAUCCAAAGAAUAAAGAUAGCGUGGAACUGAUGAAAACAUAUUUUGACAUGGAAAAUCUUCCAACUGAGUUUGGUGGCAAAACCACAUUGAACUAUGACCAUGAGGAAUUCUCGAGGUUAAUGGCCAAGGAUGAUGUAAAAUCAGCUAAAUUGUGGGGAUUUGAUGGCAAGCAGAAGCCAGCUUACUCGGGAGCAGAGGUCGUUCCAGAACCAGAAACCCUUCCUUCUGCUGGCUAAACCUGUUUUUGAUCGAUGUGAAGAUACAAGUUGAAAAUUUUAACAGAUUUGGGGUCCGGUUCACUUUAGUGUUCUCUGGAUAAAUAAUUAAAUGAGUAAAAACCUUGUGCCCUAGGUUAUCUAGCAGGCAAGCAGCUAUGGAAAGUAUUAGUGAACCUUUUCAGAACAAUGUAAUUUGUUCACCAUCAUCUCAUAUUACUUCAAUGCUUUGACUGUAAGUCUAUAAUGCACAAUGACUCUGAACAUUUUGGCCUCAGUAUCUUUGUGCUUGUGCAUCAGGGCAUUGUUAUUUCUGUUGCUAUAUAUCAUGUCUUUAGUUCA
This is a messenger RNA of Daucus carota subsp. sativus, 1535 nucleotides long. RefSeq lists its product as uncharacterized. Lineage: Eukaryota; Viridiplantae; Streptophyta; Magnoliopsida; Apiales; Apiaceae. The transcript is spliced from 6 exons. Gene Ontology annotation, molecular function: phosphatidylinositol transfer activity. The record is from RefSeq and is a predicted model, not a curated record. The coding region runs from base 339 to 1214 and encodes 291 amino acids.